This is a messenger RNA of Misgurnus anguillicaudatus (oriental weatherfish), 3103 nucleotides long. Lineage: Eukaryota; Metazoa; Chordata; Actinopteri; Cypriniformes; Cobitidae. The record is from RefSeq and is a predicted model, not a curated record.
GAUUGAAACAAAUCACAGGCUGUAGAGGGCGUCACCAAGUGCCUUGAGACGUAACCCGUGACGUCAGCAGGCCCGCACGCAGCCCUUACCGGUAGAAAGAAGAUGGUGCUCAUCAAGGAAUAUCGGGUGGUUUUACCCUGCUCGGUGGAAGAAUAUCAAGUGGGCCAGCUGUUUUCUGUGGCUGAAGCCAGUAAGAAUGAGACGGGCGGUGGUGAGGGCAUCGAAGUGCUGAAGAACGAACCGUAUGAGAAAGAUGGCGAAAAGGGACAAUACACGCACAAAAUCUACCACUUAAAGAGUAAAGUUCCAGGUUUUGUGAAGAUGAUCGCACCAGAGGGGGCUUUAGUUUUCCAUGAAAAAGCCUGGAAUGCUUAUCCAUACUGCCGUACUAUUGUCACUAACGAGUACAUGAAAGAUGACUUUAUGAUUAAAAUCGAAACAUGGCACAAACCUGACUUGGGCUCAUUAGAGAACGUACACGAGCUGGAUCCCACCACCUGGAAAACUGUGGAGGUUGUGCACAUUGAUAUAGCCGAUCGCUCUCAAGUUGAACCUGGAGACUAUAAACAGAAUGAAGACCCUGCCAUCUUUCAUUCAGAGAAAACAGGCAGAGGACCUUUAGGACCAGACUGGAAGAAAGAGCUGUUGGCUAAACCAGACUCCCCUCGUAUGUGUGCGUACAAACUAGUCACCGUCAAGUUUAAGUGGUGGGGCCUUCAAACCAAAGUAGAAAACUUCAUCCACAAGCAAGAAAAAAGAAUCUUCACCAACUUCCACCGUCAGCUCUUCUGUUGGAUUGAUAACUGGGUGGAGCUCACCAUGGAGGACAUCCGCCGGAUGGAGGAGAAGACACAGAGGGAGCUGGAGGAGAUGCGUCAGAAGGGCAACGUACGAGGAACGACCGCAGCUGAGGAGUAGCCCAAACCUUUUAGUAACACGUGACAGGUGGAGUGACUUUCUUCGUAAUACCGGUCAGGUUCGAGGCACCAGCGCUGCUCACGAACAAUAAGACAAAACUAAAGAAUCCAACCACAACGACGCUUGACGAGACAUCACCGCAUCCAAACAUCCCGGCCAAUGGGGGCGCUGUCCUCCACCAGACUGAAGAAUGACACAAUGAUCGGUAGUACCGAACGACACGCCUGCUUCAGGGCGGACACAGUUUACGCUGGACGAGAUUUCGCCUGUUUUUUGAACCGUAGAGAAUCUCAGGCAGGUUUAUUACACUGACUAUUACCAAUUUGUAAGGUUUUAGAAAAUCAAAGUAUUGCUGUAUGAUUGUGUUAUUCUGUUUCAGAAAAAAAAUCAUAAUUUGGCAGGCAUUGGACCAAUUACUUUUUGUUGUUGUUGUUGUUUUUGUUGUUGUUGUUUGUUAUAUCAGUUUAGAUUUUUUUUGUAUCAUGAUCUAUUCUGUCCAAUCUUUCUCCCCAGAUAAAAGCACUUCUGUACGUUUAAUUUUUACAUUUGCAUUCGUUGUAUCCGCACAGUCCUGCCUGUCAUAUCUUGUUUUUCUAGAUGUUAUGCUAUUGCACGCUUGGAAAUACAGGGGCUUUGCAUGAGCUCAGGCAUGUUAGUGGCUGUUUUCGAGAAGGCCUCCACGUUCUCGGACAGACCCCUUCAUAUGACAAAAAGCUCUCAGGACUCUUCAGAUGAACGUGGUUAACCUCCAGACUAAUUACCAGAGCCAUUGCUGCUUUUCUAGAGCUGCUUUAAAACAGGUGAAGUGCUUUCAUAUCGCUUAUCUACCUGUAACGCUCCCAGGGUUCCCACGCUUACGGAAAACCUGGAAAUAUCAGGGAAAGCUGUGAUUUCCAGACCCGAACAUCAUGGCGAAUAUAAAUAAUUUUAGCUCUGAAAUAGUUCGCUGCUUAUUGUGAGUGCAACCUCUUGAAAAUAGGUUUUGAAGAUCUUUAUCCAGUAAUCGUGUAUGUCUGGAAUGUCAUGGAGAUUCGGAAAGGUGUGGGAUCCACCUGAAUGUGUGCAUAGAUUCUCGUUCUCCUGUCAACCUAGAACGAACUUUUAAAAAUGCAUUAAAUGACACUUGAUCUUUAUCGAGUCGAGCGAGGAUCUAAUUUUCACGGUAGAUAAAGGGUUUGGGUCUUUCUGGCCUCUUCAUUUCUCACAGACCUGCACCAGCUCAGAUCAGCAAAAAAAGAGCAUUCGAUGUUUGCGUUAGUCCCUUCCUGAUGCUGAACACGAUGUUCAGGGCUGUUUUAUCUUCAUUCAGAUUUGUCUGUCAUAAUAAAAGGACUUUAAGCUUUUAAAGUGCACCACAUGUACAGUUCUUUGUCCUAGUUUUUUCUAGUUGCAAACCGAGAGCACUGGCAAAAUGUAAUUUGAUUUCAUUUUUAUCAUGGCCAGUGUGUUUGUAAUUAUUUUAAUGGUCUAGGUUUCUUUGGGCGACUGGAGUUUGCACCGUUGGAGUCAAACUUGUGCCUGAUGUCUGUUCUUAUUAUUAGCAAAAUCUCUGAGUGAUUCCUAUAGUGCACAUUUGAGAUAGAUUUAAGUAUGGAUUGGGGCUCGAGACUUCCUCCUCACUUUUUUUUUAUAGACUUUUAACACAUUUCCCCGUAUUAUAAGGUCCACAAAUGUUCACGUAGUCCUUCAGCACGUCACGAUUUGACGGCAUGCUAGCUAAGAAGUCUAUUAAUUUAUUCACAUUUAGGCUUUUUCAUUAACAGACUAUUUCUCGUGUACCAAACGCGUCUGUUUUCUGUCUCCUCAGAGUCGUGGGUCUUCUGAUGGCGUUCUGUUAGCAGGAAGUCAGAAUGUUUUCAAUCAUAAUUGAACAAUCAGUGCACUGAUGUCUGUGUUUACUUACAUACGUGUACAAAAUACUGUCUUGAAUUUCAGGAUGUGUGGUUUACAUUUGUAUGCAUACGUGACUUUUAGGAUAGCAGGUCAUGUGGGUGGGCAAGGUUUCAGAUGCAAUGAAUGAAUCAAUGUAGAGAAUUUACUGUUUUUCUUGGGAAUUACACAAUACUGUUUGUUUUUCUGAUCGUCGAAAAUCAGGGGAAAUAGUGAAUGUACAACGGUGUGAUUUUUGCAGCUUUUGAAUUAUAAAAAUUAACAGUAUAUCUAAUAAAUUUUGACACCUGUCUUA